Messenger RNA from Rotaria sp. Silwood2, 187 nucleotides. The record is from the annotation of a GenBank genome assembly. Lineage: Eukaryota; Metazoa; Rotifera; Eurotatoria; Philodinida; Philodinidae.
AUGAAAGAUUCACUUGAUCUAUCAGCUAUAAGUCCAGGUUUAUCUGAACCAUCAUCAUUAAAACAUGUAUGUUCGAAUGAAAUCUUAAUAAGAAAUCAACCAUAUAUUAUUACAAUGUCUGUUCAUAAUUCGAAACAACCACAAAUAGAUUUAGAAGUUGAAGCAAAAGAAAGUGCAGAUCAAUGGA